AUGGGUGUGCAAAAGAAGACUCGCAAGUUCGCGCAGAUGAAGCGCGCCAUCAAAGCCCGUGAUGAGCGACUGAAGAAGCCGGAAGCGAAAAAGGAGACGCCCAAGGAGGAUCAGCUGACUCGACAAGUCACCCAAGCUCCUUCGAACAUGUUCUUUGCCGCGAACACUGCCCUUGGCCCUCCCUACCACGUGCUGGUCGAUACCAACUUUGUUUCCCACGCCAUUCGAGCCAAGCAGGACCUACUUACUUCGAUGAUGGACUUGCUGUACGCGAAGUGUAUUCCGACCUUCUCAGACUGCACUAUCGCGGAAUUGGAAAAGCUGGGUGACAAGUACCGCCUCGCACUUCGGGUUGCCAAAGACCCUCGGUGGUCUAGGGUUAAGUGCUCUCACAAGGGUACCUAUGCAGAUGACUGUAUCGUGGAUCGGGUGACCAAGCAUAGAAUUUACAUUGUGGCGACCAAUGAUCAAGAUCUGUGUCGCCGCCUGCGCAAGAUUCCUGGUGUUCCGAUCAUGAAGGUUGCUAGGGGCAAAUUCACCAUCGAGAAGUUGCCCGAUGCUUUGGAUUAA
Molecule: messenger RNA, 570 nt
Organism: Aspergillus niger
Lineage: Eukaryota; Fungi; Ascomycota; Eurotiomycetes; Eurotiales; Aspergillaceae
Exons: 4
Coding region: 1-570 (189 amino acids)
Cellular component (GO): nucleolus; small-subunit processome
Source: RefSeq, a predicted model, not a curated record